UUCUCACUAAUGCUUUUGUGUAUGUGUGUGUGUGGAGAGUGUUUCUGGUUAGUCUUUGUCUCCUGCCUCCUGUUAGAAAAGUGCAAAGAACAACAGCGUGAUGCCUUGUUUGCCUUUAUUGACCAAAGGUUUUUCAUAAUAUUAGCUGGAAUGUCCUGCAGAGGUCUGGAUGCCCUCCUAAGCUUCUUGCCAUGCUCCGCCAGUUCCAUGAUGGCAUGCAAGCACGUGUUGCAUUGGGUGGUGGCCAGUCUGACUACUUCAACGUUGAAGUCAGUGUUAAACAAGGCUGCAUCUUGGGCCCUGUCCUCUUCAAUGUGUUCCUUGUGGCUGUGACCUUACUAUCUCGCUACGACCUCAAAAAUGGUUCGAUUCAAGACAACCAGCUAAGGAACACUGAGAAAUUCACCUAUUUGGGUAGCAUUAUCUCAAGCAAUGGGGUCAUUGGCCAUGAAAUUCAGAAUCGCAUCCACCUUGCCUCCUCCGCUUUUGGACGUCUCAAGGAUGGGGUCUUGCUUAAUCGUGUUCUGAAUCUCUCCACCCAAAUCGAGGUUUAUCGUGCGGUUGUGCUUUCCAUGCUUCUGUUUGCCUCAGAAACCUGGACAUGUCAAACUCCUCGAAUCCUUUCAUAUUCGCUGUCUCCAGUGCAUUCUUCAUCUGACCUGGAAAGACAAGAUCCCACAUACAGAGAUCCUGGGAUGAGCGAAAUUGACCAGCAUCGAAUGUAUGAUCCUCAAACGUCAAAUGUGCUUGGUGGGGCAUGUUAUCAGGAUGCUGGAAAACCGUAUACCCAAGAUUGUCCUUUUUGGGGAGUUAGCAGAGGGUAACAGACCACACGGAGGUCCAAAGAAGUAAUAUAAAGAUCAUCUCAAGAAAUCCCUGACGCUCUGCGACAUCCCCCCUGUUGAACUUGAAACACUGGCCACUGACCGUACUACCCGGAGGAGUUAGGGUCCAAACUGGUACGCAGCAUUUUGAGGGUGAGCAGACUAGACUUCGAAGAAAAGUGGAGACAGCUCAAGGAACAUCUGCAAAAUCCUAGACAAGCUCAUCUUCGUCAGAGUCCUCUUCACUGCUUUCAGUGUAAUCGGACAUGUGUCUAUAGAAUCUGCCUUUUCAGCCACAAGAGGGCCUGUCAACGCCAUUAAGACAACCCCUAAAGAUCAAAGACAACAUCGUCAGCUGUCAAGAUGGGCUGUCUUAAGCGAGCAAGCAUGUGUGUGUGUGUGUAUAUAUAUAUUUAUCAUUUUUUAAGAAAAACAUAAAUUCCAAGAAGCCCACUCAAAGAAGUAGAUCAGUCUAUAUUAAUUACUGGUGAAUAUUACAGGGUAAGGAUAAAUGGGUUUUGAGUGAGGAGGAGAGACAAGGGCUAGAAAGAAAUGAGGUGACCAUGCUGCAGCAGAUGUCCGAUGUUAGUGCCAAGGCAAAAUGAAAAGCGAAUGAACUGAAAGGAAAACUGGUUAUGAGAGAAAAUCAGUUUAAUGUGUACGAGAGGAGGCUGUGAUUAUGUGGACUUGUGAGGUGAAAACCAUGAGGAAGGAAGAACCUGAAGAAAUACUCAUGAAGAACUGAACCUCAUGAAUGAUGUGACAGCAGAACAAAGCAUGAAAAUGAGGUGUGAGGCAGGGGGAGAUUCGAGUAUCGCUUCUUGACCGUCCUUCCAGGUUUGGAACAUCCUUCUAAUACUUUGAUUAAUUUAGUUACAAGAACUACAUUGCCAGUACAUUGGGGUCUGCUAUAGACAGCCAUUAUCCAACUCUUCUGUUAUGGUUUGAGGAACUGUUAUAAACAAUGGGGAAUUGGAAACUGAACCCUGAAGGACACCAAU
Molecule: messenger RNA, 1825 nt
Organism: Octopus sinensis (East Asian common octopus)
Lineage: Eukaryota; Metazoa; Mollusca; Cephalopoda; Octopoda; Octopodidae
Exons: 2
Coding region: 192-824 (210 amino acids)
Source: RefSeq, a predicted model, not a curated record